GCAACGAGCUGACGAAAGACAGCCGUCGGUCGAAAGAAACGCGCAGAGCGACGCGAGUCUACAGGCGGAAUCUGCUCCGUUCCUGCGGCCUCCUCACUCGCAUCUUCCAGCUUCAGAGAUCACGUUUUUUCUGCGCGGUUCACGGUUUCUCCAUGCACGGUCACGACCAUCUCACCGAAUUCGAUACACAAGGUAUCGCGAUAAGAGAAAAACAAAACAGCGGUCCGAUCGACAAGCACGAGCGUCUCUCCCCGGAACCGGACGAGACAGUCUCGUCCGUUCGACGGGUGGGGAAAAUCGAUAGGAAAAGCGGUGGCGACGACUACGCGGCAACGGACAACGAACGAUGUCGGAAUGGUGGUCGCGAAGGUGUCGUCGCGUCUCUAUGAGGAAGAGGCGAUGAGGUGGAAAGCCGUCACCACCAUGGGCUGCUGCUACUGCUGAGAAAACAGGGUUACCUGUCGCACCGUGUCGCGUCCAGAGGGGGAGAGGAAGAGCGCGAGAAAGCGGUCUUGUGUGCGGACGGUAACAGCUGGUGCGCGAAAUCGCGCGAGAAAAAUGCCGAGGACAUCCGUCGGUUCUUGACGGGAGCGUGGUCGAGGAGAAGAGGUGGUCUGCGUGACUUGCGACCGUGACCUCUGACGAGGAACGAUGAUCGGCCGUCGGUGGCUGGUGCGCGUUCUGUGCGUGUUGCUGUGGCUGUCCUUGCGGCCGGACUACGUGCACGCCACACACAUCACCGGCACGUUCAACACGAGGGAGUUCUUCCGUUUCCUCAUCAAGUUCGGCUUCCAGAAGACCGAUCGCCAUCGACAGAAAGAUUCGUACGGCUACAUAUUCGGCAACGUGACCGCGCGCUCCGACUUCGACGCGCCAAUCACCCUGGCGAUAUUGGAUCGUGGCCACUUCCUCGAGUAUUAUGGCAAUCGCACGCUCGCGAACAAGAGCACCGCGUGCGCCUACAUGUUCAGCACGCUGAAACAGAGUUCCUAUGAUCCGCAUUGCAACGAGGAGGGUCAGGACUUCCUAAGGCGAGUACCGUGUCCCCGUGACAAACUGUGUCCGGACGAGGAUUCGGUGUGGAACAUUGUGAAGGGCCACCAAUUCACCUAUGUCAUACAGGACUUUUGGCAGCCACGAUUCUGGUACAUGAGUCUGGUUGCGUGCUACAGAAACGAGACUACCUGUCAAUGGGAGCAUUACGACAAGCACGAUGAACUGGAGUACGAUAUCUGGCUAGUAAACGGCAAUCCAAACACCAGUGGCCUAAACAGUCUGACUUACCAAUUCUCGUACGAUAAACAGAAUACUAUCGAGCUGUACUUAUUAUUUUUUAUGUGUUACAUCAUAUUGGUGCCGCUGCAGCUGUACGCAGUGAGAUUGCAAAAGCAUCCAGUAACAAGAUUGUUCACUGCUAGUUUAUUAUUAGAAUUUGUAGCGGUAUGUUUGAUCCUGAUACACGUGUUGAAAUUUGCACUAGAUGGAGUGGGCUAUGAACAAUUAGAAGUUGCAGGUGAUAUUUUUGAUAUUCUAUCGCGGACGUCGUUUAUGUUAUUAUUGCUCUUGCUUGCCAAAGGAUGGGCAGUGACGAGAAUGGAAUUAACAUGGAAACCACUAGUAUUUGCCAUAUGGUUUUGUUACGGAGUUGUCCACAUCUUGCUUUACGUGUGGAACAUGACAGAAGUCGAUAUUAUCGAGGACAUAGACGAAUAUCAAACAUGGCCAGGAUGGUUCAUAUUGUUAUUUCGAAGUGCAAUAAUGGUGUGGUUUCUGUGUGAGCUCCGCAACACUAUGACAUAUGAGCAUAAUACUCAAAAGCUACACUUUCUUUUACAUUUUGGUGCGUCGUCGUUAGUUUGGUUCAUAUAUCUGCCCAUUAUAGCACUCAUAGCUCUUCAAGUAAGCGCACUGUGGAGGUUUAAGCUGUUGCUAGGUAUAACGUACUCGGUAGACUGUUUCGCUUAUUGCGUAAUGGCUCAUCUAUUAUGGCCCACCAGAAGCGAACAAUACUUUUUACUUGCGCAAGGCGCGGAUAAUGGUGACGAACUCGACGAAUUUAACGAAGCGCCGCAUGUAUUGAACAAUUAUGUAGAGCCGCCAGAACUUGUUAAGAUAAUCACUUAAUACUCGUCCGCAUCGGAGAGGUGUAACGUUGAGAAACUGAUGAACGGCAUUUUUCAUUACGAACAAUGUGAUGUACAUUUGCCAAAUGGUCAGUCUAAUAGCAUGAGUAAAUACUCUAACGUGUAUGUGCUGCAUGAAAUACCAUGCGCGUCCUAUGAUUAGAGGUACAUAUAUACAUCAAUCGUUUAAAUUCAACCGUGUGAUAUCGAUUUGAUAAGUUGACGUGAUCAGAGGUAAUUAAUUACGUGAGUAUGAUAUGAGUAUUCGCUACAGACAAACGUAAUUUUCGAUUUGACGCGCGGGAAUCGUGAGCCGUCGGUUUUAUUCUUCAUAUGUGGAGUCAAAAUGUGCAAUUAGUAUUCAUUCUACUAUAGAGAAUAAUGUACCAUUAUGUGUAUCUUUUUUCAAUAUCGAUAUAUAUAUAUAUAUAUAUAUUCUUGCACGAUGUUUCUAAUAUUAAACAAUUUAUUGGUUCCUUAUAAUUACUUAUAUAAUUACGCUAGAAUUAUGUAUAUUACUUGUAAGUAACAAUAUUAUAACGCAAGCUCAAGUAUUUACAUACUUUACAUCUCGUUUAUCGAGCAACACAAUUCUACUCAUAUCAUAUUCAUAAAUCGUGAAUUUUAAGAUAAUAAUUUUCGCCCGUAUUCCAGCCACUCUGCGAGUCUUUCGGUUCUAUAAAAAAAAAAUCCCAUGGCACAUCCUGUGUGUAUAUGUAAGGAUCAUCGGAAUCUCGUAAAUAAGACACACUUUUUGGUGCCGUCGUUGACUUGCCAUUACAUCUUGUAAUUAUUCUAUAUUUACUUCAUAUGAUGAGUACUCUGCGAUGUGCGCUUGGAUGAGAAUGGUGAAAAUAAAACACUUAUAUAAUUUUCGUAACAAUUUGAUUCCAAUCGCGUGUGUUGAGAGUUACGUAUGUGGUAGUUAUAUAUAUAAAAUUAUACUCACUAGCAGGAUUAGGAAGCUGUGAGCGCGCGUUUUACUGUUACACUAUUAUUGCUCAAUCUUGUAAUAACUUAGAUAGUAUAACGGUAUACACUCUCUUGGGAAUAUUUUAAUGCUGAGCACAUGUAUAUAUAACGUGAGAUCGGUGAAAUCUUUAUGAUAUAUUUAUAUUUCUAAUAUCUACACACACACACACACACACACUCUCUCUCUCUCUCUCUCUCUCUCUCUCUUCGAAUGAGAAAGCAAGUUUAGUAUAGUCUAUUUUCUCUUAACACAUUGUUUCGCAAAAUUGUAUUUAGAUUUUUAACAAUAUUUCUUUGAAAAACACUUAGACAUGUUAUAUAAAUUGCUUACAAUACAUGAAGGCAGUACAGCAUAUAUAUAAUUUACCUCAAAAAAUUGUGUCUAAGAUUUUAAAAUGCCAUUUACAAGUAAAUAGAAAAAGAAUAA
Molecule: messenger RNA, 3522 nt
Organism: Harpegnathos saltator (Jerdon's jumping ant)
Lineage: Eukaryota; Metazoa; Arthropoda; Insecta; Hymenoptera; Formicidae
Product: integral membrane protein GPR180
Exons: 6
Coding region: 652-2124 (490 amino acids)
Biological process (GO): G protein-coupled receptor signaling pathway; response to pheromone
Source: RefSeq, a predicted model, not a curated record